AUGGCGACCCAAACAGCAGAAUUCGACCAGGUGAAACAGGCCGAAACCUCUACAACAACCCUCCCAGAAAACGAUGCCUCACCUCCAAGGACAUUCCGCUCCUUCAUAUGGGACACAGACACGCACCUCAAAUCCCCCGCGGAGAAGCGUCUUCUCCUCAAACUCGACGUCUCAAUCCUCACAAUCGGAUGUCUGGGCUUCUUCAUGAAAUACCUCGACCAGGGGAACCUAUCCAACGCAUACGUCUCAGGCAUGCAGGAACAGCUCUCCAUGUACGGCAACGAAUACACAUACGCCCAGACCGUGUACACAGUCGCAUACGCUGUGAUGCAAAUCCCAAGUACACUGAUCAUCCAAAAGAUCAGACCCAGUAUCUGGCUUGCGGUUAUGGAAGUUGCGUGGGGCGCGUUCACGUUCGCGCAGGCGGGUAUCCACAAUGUGUCUGAGCUGUACGCGUUCCGGUUUCUGGUGGGGUUGUUUGAGAGUUCGUUCUUCCCUUCCUUGCUUUAUUUGUUGGGGAGUUGGUAUACGAAGACGGAGCUUGCGAAGAGGGUGGCCCUGUUCCAUAUGACGGCGCCGCUGGGGACCGCGUUUGGAGGGUAUCUCCAGGCGGCGGUUUACGAGAAUUUGAACGGUGCGCGCGGUAUUGAGGGGUGGAGGUGGUUGUAUAUUGUCUGUGGGUGUAUGACUGUGCCGGUUGGGCUUGCGACGUUUGUAAUCCUCCCUGAUACGCCGUAUACGACGAAGGUGUGGUUCUUGUCCCCUGAGGAAAGGGAGUUGGCGAUAGAAAGGGUGAGAAGGGCGGGGAAGGCGGCGCCGGUAAAGAUUCGGCUGGCUACGUUUAAGACGAUUCUGAGUUCGUGGAAGUGGUAUGCGUUUGUUGUUGGAUAUGUGUUAUAUGGAUCGUCCUGCGGUGCAAAUGGAUACUUUGCCAUCUGGCUAAAGUCAGAGAACUUCUCCGUCACAGACCGGAAUGUUAUUCCUACAGGGACGUCUCUGAUAUCUGCAGCCUGCGUUGUCCUCUGGGGGUUUCUCUCAGAUUACACUGGAAGCAGAUUCGCCUGGGUGCUUAUACCGCUGAUAUACGGCCUCCUCCCAAAUGGCAUCCUAGCCUUCUGGCCAUCCAGUCUCGCCUUCAAAGAGUUUGCAUUCUUGACAAUUUCCGUCCAGCUCAUGACAGCCGUGUUCUACUCCUGGGCUAAUGAAGUCUGCGCCGGGAACAAUGAAGAACGAGCCGUGGUGGUUAGCAGCAUGAACGGUUUCCAGUAUGCUGUCGCUGCGUGGUUGCCCAUUGUUAUAUUUCCGCAGACAAUGGCGCCGGACUUUCGGUACGGCUUUCCGACGACAUUUGGCUUGGUUAUUGCAGCGAUCCUUGGAGUGAUUGGAAUCCAGUUGUUUGUCCUCCGAGACGAGAGGAGGGCUAAAAAGGGAGCCAGAUCUGGGGGUGGUGAAUAG
Aspergillus versicolor CBS 583.65 is the source of this 1455-nucleotide messenger RNA. RefSeq lists its product as uncharacterized. Bases 1 to 1455 code for a protein of 484 amino acids. Lineage: Eukaryota; Fungi; Ascomycota; Eurotiomycetes; Eurotiales; Aspergillaceae. The transcript is spliced from 5 exons. Gene Ontology annotation, cellular component: membrane. The record is from RefSeq and is a predicted model, not a curated record. Gene Ontology annotation, molecular function: transmembrane transporter activity. Gene Ontology annotation, biological process: transmembrane transport.